ACCUGUUUCAGAUCAAUAUGCCGUACAUGAAACGCCAGCUCCACUGGAUUUCUAGAACUGUUAUGGUCCAGAAUAAUAAUGUCGAGGAGGCACUGAAGUUGUUGAACAGCAUAAUGUCCCGUGAAGGAAUGUAUUCAAGAUGGAUGAAAACUCGCUACUACGAGAAACCCUGUCAGGUUAGACAGCGAGUGAAUUAUGAGAAGAGCAGAGCAAUCUAUAACGAAGAUAUGAACGAGAAAAUUAGAUUUAUUAUGAGAAAAAAUAGAAAAGAUCCAUAUCCAGGAUGUUGAAUCUUCUUUUGUAGCAUUUAAUUAAAAUAAAUAAUUUAACUAAGA
Eurytemora carolleeae is the source of this 335-nucleotide messenger RNA. RefSeq names its product 28S ribosomal protein S21, mitochondrial (gene mRpS21). Bases 18 to 290 code for a protein of 90 amino acids. Gene Ontology annotation, cellular component: ribosome. Gene Ontology annotation, molecular function: structural constituent of ribosome. The record is from RefSeq and is a predicted model, not a curated record. Gene Ontology annotation, biological process: translation. Lineage: Eukaryota; Metazoa; Arthropoda; Copepoda; Calanoida; Temoridae. The transcript has 3 exons.